This is a messenger RNA of Paramecium pentaurelia, 1042 nucleotides long. The record is from the annotation of a GenBank genome assembly. Lineage: Eukaryota; Ciliophora; Oligohymenophorea; Peniculida; Parameciidae.
AUGAAUUUAGAUGAUAUCUAUAAUUGGUAAACUUUAUAAGUUAUUGAUAGGAUUCUGAGUCAUAAAAAUAACUAUCCUGGUAAGCAUUAAGAAUCUUAACCAAGAACUAUAUAAUCAUACAAACCUUUAGAAGCAAAAGCACAAGUAAUAUUUAUUCUUUAUUCUAAUAGUUUCAUAUUGUUAUUAGGGCUACUGCUGAAUAUAUUAAAGAGAAAAUGCUCAAUGGAAAUGUAAUAAUGUUUUAUAAUUUGAAAGGGUGUUAAUUUAAAAGAAUUUGGAGCAUUUACAAUGGAAAUAAUAUCAGAUUAUGUUAAACCAUUAUAACAUUCUGGUUUUAAAAUGACUGAAGAUUUAGAUAUUCAAAGAGCUGAUCGUAAACAUGUACACACAAUUAGGUAUUUGAAGUUUAUUAUUCAGACCAUGUUUUAUUCCAGAUAAUUAAUUCAAAUACUUCCUAUAGAGAUAUCCUGGAAAAGAAGAAGUUUCUAAACCUUCGAGUCAACAUUCAAUUUAUUAAAAAGGAUUUGGAAUGAAUUUUUGUAAUGCAGGACCAAUAGCUGCUUCUUGGUAAUAAUUGAUGAUAGAUUAUAUUAGUUAUUUAGGUAAAGAUGUUGUAUAAUCUAUACAUUACUAUUUAAUUAAGGCAAUAUAAGAUUUAACUAGACUUGGACAUGAUUUACAUAUUGAUUUUGGAUUUAUUAAAAUAAGUGUCUUAAAUAAAGAUCUAAAAUAUAAAUAUGAAUAAUCAUUUAUUAAUAUGUUGAAUUAGACUGAUUACGAAUUAAAAGUAAUUUACUAACUCAUUGUUUGUAGAUGCGUAAGUCAGAUAUGGCUACAUCUCAACAUUGGAGGACUACUUAAGAAGAGAAAUGGUCUAAAAGUACUUUAAAUAAUUUACUUACCAGACCAAAUCCUACUCAAGUUUAAGAAAAUUAUGAAAAAUCAAUGGCUCUUAAAAUUAUGUCAUUAGAUCUCAAUACUGCUGAAUAAACACAUUAUAGUAAAAAUUAGAAAGUUAAAUUACCAGCUUUAAAUAAAUGAA